Neurospora tetrasperma FGSC 2508 is the source of this 429-nucleotide messenger RNA. RefSeq lists its product as uncharacterized. Lineage: Eukaryota; Fungi; Ascomycota; Sordariomycetes; Sordariales; Sordariaceae. The record is from RefSeq and is a predicted model, not a curated record. The coding region runs from base 44 to 202 and encodes 52 amino acids. The transcript has a single exon.
CUUUUGGAAAGAUGCCGUGUUUACGCUUCAAACAGAAGAUAAGAUGCCGGCAAAGCCAGUUGGCGUCCUGUCAAAGUAUGGUAUAAAUAGAAUCAAAUCGAUGUUCCUCGAUACCCCUCCGCCCUAUGACCCCAAUGAUAGCACCCUCCGAACUCCGGUUCUCCUAGGCAUCACCUAUGCGACGAAUAGGAACAAAAAGUAGAAAAAGUGCGUGCGUCCAGUGACAAUGGCAAAAGCUGUGAUGUUCUCCGUAACCCCGUGUCCAAUCCUGCUAUCACAUUCCGAAACUCCCACCCAGUCCCUGUCCUGUUAUAGAAUCGGAUACCACUCGCGAGCUAUCUUCUGGUGAUCAAGUCGCCGGUUGUCGUCCCGCUUGCUACUAUGCAUAUGGCCGGUUAUAAUUUUGUCUUUUUGUAUUUUUUUGCCUUU